CAAAUGCAUUUUUACGAUUUUAUUUUUCUUACCUUAAUUUAUGUUUCUGAAGUAAAAAUAAGAUCAGUAGAUGCAGGAAAAGAUAAGGCGUCGACUGACUUUGGAGGAAUUUCCUUUUUCAUUUCAUUCAACAAUACGUCUAUCGAUGACUAUUACGUGAGGGUGAUUCCUGGUGACUGCCACCUUACUGGAGACACAGGGGUUAACUUUACAGAUGAAACCUGCAAGUGUGUUGUGCCUGCAGGGCAAUCUAGAACAAUAAAACUAAAAGCAGCAAUAUCUGAGAGUCUAACAAGUGAUGAUCAAUGUUGGGUUUAUAUGCACAUAAGACCAUACUAUCAAAACAAUACAAAUGUCAUUGUUAAAAUAAUAUUUCACUUUUCUUUAUUAGAAGAAAAUAGCCGAACAGAAAUCUUUACUAUAAAUUGUGAUAAUACUAAUAUCCAUGACGGCGAAACAAGUAGCUCUCGAUCUGCGGAUUGUGAAAGAAUUCAUAAUGAUGAUGGAAAACAUAAUAAAAGAAGUACAACAAACAAAUGUGUCAAUAUUUCUUCUACACUUUUAGAAACCAAAAAUAAAUACACAGUAGCAAGUAAUUCAUUAGCAGCCCAUGCGAUGGCCAAGCGUGAUAUACAAGCAAAUGCCAAAGAAUUUGAAUCACUAUUUAGUAAUAAUUACGAGAAAGAGACGAUAUCAAAUAGAAAGCUAUUCAGAGCUAAUGAAACAUUUGGUCUAACUGCUACCACAAAAGAUUUUUGUCCUCGAAAAACUAAAAAACACCUUAAAAUGAAACACAAAAAGUUAAUUCAUUCAAAAAAAUCACCACUGAAUCAAACGGUUUACAAAUAUUUAAAACAGUACUUAUGGAUCACGGCUCUUCUAGCUGCUAUCACUAUAUUUCAGUGUAUCUUAAUUUUCACAAUUUGUAUGAGAAGAAAGUGCCCGUGUUUUGGUGAGAAACCAGUUAUUAGUCACUUCUUUAGGACCUACCAACAGGAUUCAGUUACUACACCGUUAAUAAGCACAAGUGUUAUAGAUAUUGAGAAUUCAAAAAAUCAUUCUGCAAGUGAAUCCUCAACAACCAUCGCAAACAUGAAAUGUUAUAUGUCUUGCGAUAAAAAUAAAAUUGAAGACUCUAAAACAAGCAUAUCCGAUGAUAUUCUAUCAAAGUUUAUAAACAGACGUGACUGGAAAAACCGUUAUAAGAGUUGUGAUGAAAAUGAAUAUACUAAGGAUGAAAAACAAGAUGAUCAAAUAGCACAAGUUCAUUCAAAUUAUAACAUCGAUGAAAAUAUUUCGAGAGUAAAUAAAGAAUCUGUAGUCGCUAGUGGAGAACUAGUAAAUAAUGAGAGUUUUAAUAAGAAAGGUGAUUUAAAUUUGUCAGUCAAGGAAGAACAAUUCCAUAGUUUCAGCUGCCACAAUACACAGGUUGAUUCAGAAUCAACUAUAGAGAACAAAAAUCUUACAACUAAUGAAUCAAAAUCAAGUGAAAAGGCUGCUCAGACAAAUAUGUCUAAAGAUUCUAUUGAUGCCAUACUUUCUGAACGUAAUAUAUAUUUAGCUGACGAAAAUUUGUCUAAGUACACCCUCUCUAGUUGUUCCGGGAAGAAUAAAUCUACAGAAUUAGUGAGCAAAGCUUCGAAGAACAUCACUAAAUAUUUUAACACCCUUCUUCACAGGCGCUCCAGGCAAAGUUCUCAGUCUGAACCCGGGAAAGACAAAGACUUGAAACUGUUGCACAUGUCCGAAGGUUCACUCUAUUCCUCCAAUGAUUCUGAAUGACUUGAAAACAUUCGUGCGUUUUUAUAAUUUUAUACUAGAGAUAAUAUUAUAUAAUUUAUUUGGUA
Messenger RNA from Aricia agestis (brown argus), 1847 nucleotides. RefSeq lists its product as uncharacterized. NCBI's taxonomy places the organism in Eukaryota, Metazoa, Arthropoda, Insecta, Lepidoptera, Lycaenidae. Bases 4 to 1782 code for a protein of 592 amino acids. The transcript is spliced from 2 exons. The record is from RefSeq and is a predicted model, not a curated record.